CUUGUGAUGAAUGGAAGAUUUUACCAAAACCUAAUCUGCAUCGAGAUGUCAAUAGAUUUGGUCACACUGCUGUUGUCAGUAAUGGGUCCAUGUAUAUAUUUGGGGGUUUUUCGAGUGUUCUUUUGAAUGACAUCCUUGUGUACAAGCCUCCAAACUGUGAAGCAUUCAGAGAUGAAGAGCUGUGUAAAAAUGCUCGUCCAGGGAUAAGGUGUCUGUGGAACAAGAAACAUUGUGAAUCCUGGGAAUCUGGACAUGCUAAUAACAUCCUUAGAGCAAAAUGUCCUAAGAAAACAGCUGCUGCAGAUGACAGAUGUUACCGAUACGCAGACUGUGCGAGCUGUACUGCCAAUACAAACGGGUGCCAGUGGUGUGAUGACAAGAAGUGCAUUUCAGCAAAUAGUAACUGUAGCAUGUCAGUUAAAAACUACACCAAAUGUCAUGUGAGAAAUGAGCAGAUCUGCAAUAAACUGACCAGCUGCAAAAGCUGCUCGCUACACCUGAACUGCCAGUGGGACCAGCGGCAGCAGGAGUGCCAGGCACUACCUGCUCAUCUGUGUGGGGAAGGGUGGAGUCAUAUUGGAGAUGCCUGCCUCCGCAUAAAUUCUAGUCGUGAAAGCUAUGACAAUGCCAAACUGUAUUGCUACAAUUUAAGUGGGAAUCUUGCCUCAUUAACAACCUCAAAAGAAGUGGAAUUUGUCCUGGAUGAAAUACAGAAGUAUACACUUCAGAAAAUUUCACCUUGGGUAGGUUUACGCAAGAUCAACAUCUCCUACUGGGGAUGGGAUGACAUGUCUCCUUUUACAAAUACAACUCUGCAGUGGCUUCCUGGAGAGCCAAAUGACUCUGGCUUCUGUGCCUAUCUAGAAAGAGCAGAGGUGGCAGGUCUGAAAGCGAAUCCAUGCACUGCAAUGGCAGAUGGUCUUGUGUGUGAAAAACCUGUUG
Fulmarus glacialis (Northern fulmar) is the source of this 942-nucleotide messenger RNA. RefSeq names its product attractin-like protein 1. Gene Ontology annotation, cellular component: Golgi apparatus. The record is from RefSeq and is a predicted model, not a curated record. The transcript has 6 exons. Lineage: Eukaryota; Metazoa; Chordata; Aves; Procellariiformes; Procellariidae. The annotation marks the transcript as partial. Gene Ontology annotation, molecular function: protein binding.